Penicillium cinerascens is the source of this 1014-nucleotide messenger RNA. Its product is annotated as alpha/beta hydrolase. Gene Ontology annotation, molecular function: hydrolase activity. Lineage: Eukaryota; Fungi; Ascomycota; Eurotiomycetes; Eurotiales; Aspergillaceae. The record is from RefSeq and is a predicted model, not a curated record. The transcript has 2 exons. The annotation marks the transcript as partial.
AUGUCCGCCUUCUCCGUCACACAGCCUCCAUACCCGCUCCACGAGUCCGUUCGGGACUUGCUGGACCCGGAGUAUGUCGCCUUCUACAACAAACACGUUAUCAACAAUCAACAAGUCCACUUGCAGCCCGUCGCGGCCUCACGGACCAGCGGCGUGUUGAUUCCCGGUGCGGGACCAAUGCUAGAGGUGGGCAAGACCCAAGAUCUUUCCAUUCAGCGUCGAGCCACCGAUGGGCCUCCUGUUGCCAUUCGCUGCUUCACCCCGAAGGGUGACACCCCCGCCGGUGGAUGGCCGGUGAUGCUGUAUUUCCAUGGCGGAGGCUGGGUUCUGGGGAACAUCGACACCGAGAACGUGGUCUGCUCGAAUCUCUGCGUGCGUGGUAACUGCGUGGUGGUGACCGUCGACUACCGACUGGCUCCCGAGAACCCCUUCCCUGCCGCUGUCCAUGAUUGCUGGGAAGCGCUGCUCUGGCUGGUCGCCGAGGGUCCCGCCGCGCUAUCAGUCGACACGUCCAAAAUCGCAACGGGCGGGUCCUCGGCCGGUGGGAACCUCGCUGCUAUCAUGACCCACAAGGCUUUGACCCUCUCGUCGCCGGUGCACUUCCGUGCGCAGCUGCUCUCGGUGCCCGUCACCGACAACACCGCCACCGUGGAGAAUAACGAGUCUUAUCGUCGCUACGAACACACUCCCGCGUUGCCCGCCCCCAAGAUGAUCUGGUACCGCGACCAUUACCUGCCGAAUGAAGCGGAUCGGACCGAUCCCGAGGCCAGCCCCCUCUUUUACAAUGAUGACUGGUCUCCGUUGCCACCUGCUCUGAUCAUGGUCGGCGAGUUAGAUGUGCUUCGGACCGAGGGUGAACAGUAUGCCCAAAAGCUGCAGAAGGCGGGCGUCGAGGUGGACCUCCAGGUCAUGAAGGGAAUGCCACACCCUUUCCUUGCCAUGGACGGGGCAUUGUCCGAAGGCAAGCGGUGUAUCACGUUGAUGUGUGAUGCAUUGCAGAAGGCCUUUUGGAGU